AGUGCGCGUGGCGACGGUGGCGGCAGCGGCAGCAGCGGGGCCGAUGUGUAGUUGGUGACUGCCUCUCCAGAUGCUGAGGUGCCUGUAUCAUUGGCACAGGCCAGUGCUGAACCGUAGGUGGAGUAGGCUGUGCCUUCUGAAGCAGUAUCUAUUUACAAUGAAGUUGCAGUCUCCCGAAUUCCAGUCACUUUUCACAGAAGGAUUGAAGAGUCUGACAGAAUUAUUUGUCAAAGAGAAUCACGAAUUAAGAAUAGCAGGAGGAGCAGUGAGGGAUUUAUUAAAUGGAGUAAAGCCUCAGGAUAUAGAUUUUGCCAGCACUGCUACCCCUACUCAAAUGAAGGAGAUGUUUCAGUCGGCUGGGAUUCGGAUGAUAAACAACAGAGGAGAAAAGCACGGAACAAUUACUGCCAGGCUUCAUGAAGAAAAUUUUGAGAUUACUACACUACGGAUUGAUGUCACCACUGAUGGAAGACAUGCUGAGGUAGAAUUUACAACUGACUGGCAGAAAGAUGCGGAACGCAGAGAUCUCACUAUAAAUUCUAUGUUUUUAGGUUUUGAUGGCACUUUAUUUGACUACUUUAAUGGUUAUGAAGAUUUAAAAAAUAAGAAAGUUAGAUUUGUUGGACAUGCUAAACAGAGAAUACAAGAGGAUUAUCUUAGAAUUUUAAGAUACUUCAGGUUUUAUGGGAGAAUUGUAGACAAACCUGGUGACCAUGAUCCUGAGACUUUGGAAGCAAUUGCAGAAAAUGCAAAAGGCUUGGCUGGAAUAUCAGGAGAAAGGAUUUGGGUGGAACUGAAAAAAAUUCUUGUUGGUAACCAUGUAAAUCAUUUGAUUCACCUUAUCUAUGAUCUUGAUGUGGCUCCUUAUAUAGGUUUACCUGCUAAUGCAAGUUUAGAAGAAUUUGACAAAGUCAGUAAAAAUGUUGAUGGUUUUUCACCAAAGCCAAUGACUCUUUUGGCCUCAUUAUUCAAAGUGCAAGAUGAUGUCACAAAAUUGGAUUUGAGGUUGAAGAUCGCAAAAGAGGAGAAAAACCUUGGCUUAUUUAUAGUUAAAAAUAGGAAAGAUUUAAUUAAAGCAACAGAUAGUUCAGACCCAUUGAAACCCUAUCAAGACUUCAUUAUAGAUUCUAGGGAACCUGAUGCAACUACUCGUGUAUGUGAACUACUGAAGUACCAAGGAGAGCACUGUCUCCUAAAGGAAAUGCAGCAGUGGUCCAUUCCUCCAUUUCCUGUAAGUGGCCAUGACAUCAGAAAAGUGGGCAUUUCUUCAGGAAAAGAAAUUGGGGCUCUAUUACAACAGUUGCGAGAACAGUGGAAAAAAAGUGGUUACCAAAUGGAAAAAGAUGAACUUCUGAGUUACAUAAAGAAGACCUAAAACUGAUGGCUACUAAAAAGCAGAGCAUUUCUGGAAAUAAUCUCAUGAUUUCCAAAGAUGUCUUCAUGUCCCAUCAAUGACACACUACCAGACAUAUCAGAUUCCACAGGAUAAUGGCACCAAGCUACCCAAGUAGAUGUUUCUGGUAUUCUAGACUGCCGUUCAUGCUCUCCAAAAGUAUACUUAAAAGUUUCAAAUACAGUUUCACUUAGAAACUGCAACCCUCCAAGUAAUGUUAUGUUUACCUAGGUAUGUAUCAGAGGCAAUAAUUUCCAAAGCAGAUCUGAUUUUAGAAUAUAACCAAUUUGUUAGAUAACUUUCUCUCUAUCACAUCUGUUUACAAGCAAAGUAUUACUUUGUCUGGACUUAUUUCAUCUUCAGUGUCUGGGAUCGUGGGCAACAGAGCAGAUCGCGUUAAGCCCCAAAAUUUUUGAGGUGACAUGUCUUUUUUGGUGGCCGUAAACUUCCAUCCAAUAUGGCUUGCACAGAUCUUACACUGGGCAACAGUCCAGGCAUACCUAAGAAAUUAAGAAAGAUAUCAGCUAAGGAAACAUUUCUGUACUCCAAGCCUAUCAUAUAAACCUAUCACGAAGACAGACCUUAGAGGCAAAUUCUAAGGAUUAGAGAUUCUAAGUUGAGAUUUGAUCCAUACAGUUCCUUGAAACCUAAAAACAUUUUCUAAUUUUGUAAUAUGUAUGACUUUUAUGCUCUUAAGCCAUGUUUACAUUUUUCUUCUACUGCAUAGAAAUAAAGAGUAAUCUUAUGAAUUUGUUUAUAGAAAUUGCUGGUUGCCAAGACCACAUUCUAACUUAUACUGGCUUUUCCUUUGGUGUAUUGCAGUCAAGUUAGAAAACAGCAAUUACCUGCAGAAAUAAUGCACUUCUGUCUGAGUUAAACUGGAUGGGCCAGGAAGGACACGUCUCAAAAAAUAUUUAAAAACUACUAUUCUAAAAUAAGAACGAUUGUCAGAUAAUGCAACCAGAAAUACAAACCAUGGCAUUUUGUUCUUAAGAUAAACCAUGUAAUUGCAACUGUUUCCUUAUUUUUUUCCCUAGGUAUACCAUGCCACAUUUAUUUAUAGUAACAAAUGUAUUCUAGUUUCAGUCCUCACAUAGGGUGCCAAGUAAGAUAGGGCAAUCCAAGAGACAUAGUCCUAACCCCAGAGUAGCAUGUAAUCCUUUCUUAGCAUCCCUCUUUCUUUGAAAACUGAAGAUAGUACAGCUGAGGGAACUGAACAGGUUCCCAGGAUCAUAGAGAAUCAUUAAGCUGAAGCAAACAACAACAACAAAAAAGGCAAACUAGAAGAAAAGCAGGAUUCGAUGGGUUCUGCACCAUCUUAGUCUAUCAAUCAUUGCUUUGUAAACAUUCUCCGGUUUUUACAUUACUACAGAAUAUGGUCCAGAUAUAAAGUUCUACUGGGUCAUAAGAGAGCUGAUUUUCAGAAUUACAUGACAGAAAAAAACAAUUUUGGAUUUAACUGGAUACAGUAACCCGCGGACAACUGCAGUUGUCAACCUUUUCUUCCUUUCAUUCAAUGAUAAAAGAUAUAAAAAGUGCAACAGAUGUUUCUAGCUAUUUGUGGAAUGAAGGACAUUUAAAUAAAAUUUUUUUUUUUUUUUUAAUAGACAGAUUCUCACUCUGUCACCCAGGCUGGAGUGCAGUGGCACAAUCUUGGCUCACUGCAACACUCUGCCUUCCAGGUUCAAGAGAUUCUUGUGCCUCAGCCUCCUGAGUAGCUGGGAGUACAGACCCCUGCCCCCAUACCCGGCUAAUUUUUGUAUCAAAUUACUCAUUUGUCUACUUUUUAUUAUAAAGAUUGUGGCAACUCUGCUUAGGACUCUGGAUUUUUCUGCCCAAUUAAGGUAAAAAGAGAAAAAAAAAGCAACCACCACCACCAUAAUAUUACCCAGGAAACCAGCUGUGUUCUGUAGAAGGCCGGCCUAUCAGAUUCAAGUUGCAAGCCUUAUACACAGUAAGUGUCUCAUGCACAUAUCCAUGAGGAUUCACAUAAGCUGCCAUCGGCCCACAUAAGGAUAAACUAAAACAAAGAAUCAAGAUGGAGAACAAGUCAAAAUGAGAAGUCUAAUUCUAUUAAAUGCUUAGAAUUUUAUUGAAGUUCACCAAGAAAUGAGGUAUGAGCUAUACAGUUUUUAAUCCUUCAGUUUUAUAUAAUACCAGGAUCUUAGUAUGAAAAUAGGGUGGGGGUAGAGCUGGCAGACAGGCCUGUUUUGUCUAAAUGUCUAAAUAUUUUCUGUGAUGACCCAAAGGAAAUAGUACUUGUUUUUAAAACCCUCCUCAAGACAGACAUUGUAAAGAAUAUAAAACUCAAAUGCUUCUAAAGGAGUCUGAGAGUGUAAGUGCAAUGACAAGGUCCUGUGUGGUCAUUUUGGGGCAGUUGAUUAUUUUGCAGAAAGCAGUUUCCUUACCUUCUUGAUUUAUAACUGAUGGAUUUGUCAUAAAAUGAUUUUCAAACACUGUUAUAUCAGAGCAUCAAGAUGUGUUCAGAAGCAUGUCCUCCUUUGGCCCUAUAUGGCAAAACUGAUGACUGAAAUGUAAUUUCUGAAGCAUCUAUGUUAGGGCCUAAUUGAAGACAGUCUAACAUAUAGAUUGUCAACAAGAAUUAGGGGGAAAAGAAUUUCUCAGUUGUUUUACUUUACCAUGCUCAUUACCUGUGAAUAAUCCCUGACAUGCAUUGUUGCUCUGAGUACCCAAUCUGGAAGAUGGUCUUAGCAAAAGUGAGCUAAUUCCCUAUAUUUCAUUUGCUAAAUGUUUGUAACUUUAAGGUACUGGAGGAAAGUUUAUGGAAAACAGAAAUACAGUCUUGAUUAUAAUUCUGAUAAGGCAAGUAUAUUAAAAACGUAAUAAAGACCUUACCUGAAUAUUUCA
Pan troglodytes (chimpanzee) is the source of this 4261-nucleotide messenger RNA. It is a transcript of the gene TRNT1, whose product is annotated as tRNA nucleotidyl transferase 1. The transcript has 9 exons. Gene Ontology annotation, cellular component: mitochondrion. The record is from RefSeq and is a predicted model, not a curated record. Gene Ontology annotation, biological process: tRNA 3'-terminal CCA addition; mitochondrial tRNA 3'-end processing. Bases 71 to 1375 code for a protein of 434 amino acids. Lineage: Eukaryota; Metazoa; Chordata; Mammalia; Primates; Hominidae. Gene Ontology annotation, molecular function: tRNA binding; nucleotidyltransferase activity.